Molecule: messenger RNA, 2565 nt
Organism: Phascolarctos cinereus (koala)
Lineage: Eukaryota; Metazoa; Chordata; Mammalia; Diprotodontia; Phascolarctidae
Product: vomeronasal type-2 receptor 26-like
Biological process (GO): G protein-coupled receptor signaling pathway
Cellular component (GO): plasma membrane
Molecular function (GO): G protein-coupled receptor activity
Source: RefSeq, a predicted model, not a curated record
CUUCUUUUCCUAUCACUAUUGCUGCAGCUUCCUUUUUAUGUGGGAAGACCAGAAAAACUUUCUUGUAAGCAGCAGAUCAGCCCUGAAGUCUACAGAGAUGGGGAUGUGGUUAUUGGAGGAUUUUCCCCCUUGUUCUCAGUUGAGGUGACCAGUUUCACAGGAUCUGAGCAUCCACAAAAAGCCUGUAACAAUUAUCAGUGGCUGUACAAAAACUACCAGCAAGAUUUGGUUUUGGUGUUUGCUGUAGAGGAGAUAAACCAGGACCUUCAUCUGCUCCCCAACAUUACCUUGGGAUUUCACCUCUAUAACACCUACCACAGUGAUGCUAGGACCUUGGAGAGCUCCCUGAGGCGGCUGUCAGGGCAAAACCAGACCAUCCCUAAUUACAACUGUAAGGAGCAGCACAAGUCUGUGGCUCUCAUUGGAGGAGCCACAUCUGCAUUGUCUGUCCAGAUGGAGACACUCCUGGCACUUUACAAGUUCCCCCAGAUCAUCUAUGGCCCAUUUGAUCCUAGCCUGAGUGAAAAAGUCUACUUUCCUUCUCUUUAUCAGAUGUCACCCCAGGACUCUUAUCUCCAUGUGGGGAUUUCCCAGCUGACAUUGCAUUUUAGCUGGAAUUGGGUGGGACUGAUUGCUCCAGAUGAUAUGAGAGGUGAGAAAUUCCUUAAUGACGUGAGAAGAGAGAUGGCCAGGAUCGAAGUCUGUGUGGCAUUCACAGAGAAGAUCCCUGUCAGUGAGAGACGCCAUGCUGAGGCACAUGAGAAUUCUGUGCCUAGGAUUAAAUCAUCAGCCGAACUGAUUGUGAUACAUGGUGAUGCAGAUUCACUAAUGAUCUUUAGAUGUUCAUUACCCAUUUUUCAUAUCACAGGGAAAUUAUGGGUCAUCACAUCUCACUUGGAUAUUACUAUAGGACCUAAAAACUAUCAGGGUUCUAUUUUUAAUGGAGCUUUAACAUUUUCAUAUCAGACAUUUGAGAUUCUUGGUUUCAAAACUUUUCUCAGGACAGUUAACCCUUCUAAACAUCCAGAGGAUUUUUUACUUAAGUCUUUCUGGCAUACAGCUUUCCAAUGCCAAGAUGGACCUACAGAACUGGACCCAGAGGAAUGUUCACCCAAUGCCUCUUUGGAGACUCUGCAUGUGCAGCAUUUUGACAUGGCCACAUCUGACCCAAGUUUCAUCAUCUACAAUGCUGUCUAUGCAGCAGCUUGGGCUCUCCAUGAAAUGCUCCUGAGCAGAUGGGAUCUAAGAAAGGUUUUAAAAGUCAGGUGCCUCAACCUUGGCAGCCUUCAACUCCACUCCUUCCUGAGGAAAGUCCAGUUCAACAACACUAUUGGUGACCAGGUAGCUUUGGAUGAGAGAAGAAACCCUGUGGCCAAAUACGACAUCAUGAACUACUUGACUUUGCCUAAUGAUGCUGAAUUUCUGGUGAAAGUAGGACAGUUUAUCCCCCAGGAUCCACCCAGUCAAGGCCUCACCAUCUCUGAUGAGAGCAUAAUAUGGGGCUGGUCUGUGAAAAAGACUCCCAAGGCUGUGUGCACUGAGAGCUGUGGGAUUGGAUUCAGGAAAACUGCUCAUGAAGGGGAGCCUGGCUGUUGCUUUGACUAUGUCUGGUGCUCAGAAGGAGAAAUUUCUAAUCAAAAGGAUGUGGACCAUUGUGUGAAGUGCCCAGUAUAUCAGUACCCAAAUGAAGAAAGGAAUCACAAACAAAACAAAGUAGUGACUUUUCUUGCCUAUGAAGACUUUUUGGGAAUCGCUCUGGCCUGCACAGCUAUUUUCUUCUCCUUCCUCACAGUUCUGGUAUUCCUGGUUUUUGUGAAGUUCUGGGACACUCCCAUAGUCAAAGCCAAUAACCAAGACCUCAGCUACAUUCUCCUCAUCUCCCUGACCCUCUGUUUCCUUUCUUCUCUGUUCUUCAUUGGGCGACCUACUAAUGUAACCUGUCUAUUUCAGCAAACAACAUUUAGGAUUGUGUUCACUGUGGCUGUUUCCUCCAUUUUGGCCAAAACCAUGACUGUGACUCUGGCCUUUAAGGCUACAAGACCAAGAAGCUGGAUUAGGAUACUGGCGCAGCCUAGGGUGUCCAAUUCUCUUCUCCUCAUAUGUUCUAUGAUCCAAAUGACAAUCUGUGGCAUUUAGCUGGGAAUGUCUCCCCCUUUCCCAGACACAGAUCCAUGCUCUGAACCUGGAUACAUCAUCACUGAGUGUAAAGAUGGCUCCACCUUUGCCUUCUACUGUGUCCUGGGCUACAUGGGUGUCCUGGCCUUGGGCAGCUUCAUGUUAUCUUUCCUUGCCAGAAACCUCCCUGACACCUUCAAUGAAGCCAACUUCAUCAGUUUCAGCAUGCUGGUGUUCUUCAGUGUCUGGAUCUCCUUCCUCCCCACAUACCAGAGCACCAAGGGGAAGGCCAUGGUGGCUGUGGAGAUCUUUGCCAUCUUGGCCUCCCGUGCUGGCUUAUUAGGCUGCAUCUUUAUCACCAAGUGCUAUGUGAUCCAUCUGAAGCCACACAGGAACACCCUGCAAUGGAUAAAGAAUAAAGGAGAUUCUGGAGCCAGGAAUAGAUCUUAA